AUGCUGUUGAAGGACUGCUUCCGCCGUCCUUCAGAGGAAAUUUUGCGGAAAAAGCAGCUGGAAAAAAGGCUCACACAAAUCAAUCAGAAGUUUGCAAAUUCGGUGAAAAUUUUGUUGUUGGGCGCUGGUGAAUCCGGAAAAACCACUAUUAUCAAGCAGAUGAAAAUAUUGCACGACCAGAAUGGAUUUAGCUUUGAUGAACGUUUGGAUAAGCUGCAUGAUAUUAUAGAAAACAUUCACGAAUCGAUCUAUGAAUUGAUUCAGCAAGCUAUUUUAAUGAAUCUGCAGUUCGACUCGAAAGAAAACUGCCAAUGUGCAAGGGAAAUUCUUAAGAUAGGAAAGCAGGCGCCAUGGUUCCUAAGCAUGGAAUACGUACAAAGGGUUCGAACGGUUUGGGCUGAUAGUGCUGUAAAAAAUUGCUACAAGCGUGCAAAUGAAUUUCAAUUGAUCGAUAGUGCAAAAUAUUUUUUGGACAGAAUUGAAAAAAUCUCAAUGCCAGGAUACAUUCCAACGAAUUCCGACAUUUUAAAUUGCCGUAAAACAACGACCGGAAUACAGGAAGUUAACUUCCACAUCAAAAUGCCAAAAUCGCUUGGGGGAGGCUCGCAGGAGUUUCGAAUGUUCGACGUUGGUGGUCAGCGCAGUCACCGGACCAAGUGGAUGCAGGUGUUCGAAGGUAUUGAAGCUGUGCUGUUCAUGAUCGCGUGUGGUAGUUUCGAUCAAACAUUACGAGAGGACCCUAAACAGAACCGGUUAGCGGAAGCGUUCGAGCUGUUCCGAGGCGUGUGGCAUAAUCGAUUUCUAGCGGAGACGGGCUUGAUUGUGUUUCUCAACAAGCAGGAUAUAUUGGAGCAAAAAAUUCUGGCGGGUAAAUCGAUAAAGCACUACUUUCCCGAAUACGAGCAUUACGUAGCCGCGGCGGACAGUGAGAAUUUGAGAGACGAAUUUACACGUACAAGGUGUUUCAUCAAGUCAGUCCUGGUGUGUAGUAGAGUUCAAGUAGUGUUCAAGGAUUACAGUGAACUAGUUGCGUUCACGGGAUGUGAUGAACCAGUAGCGUUCAUGGAUUACAAUGAACCAGUAGCGUUCUUGGACUGCAAUGAACCAGUAGCGUUCAUGGAUUACAAUGAACCAGUAGCGUUCAUGGAUUACAAUGAACCAGUAGCGUUCUUGGACUGCAAUGAACCAGUAGCGUUCAAGGAUUACCAAGAACCAAUAGCGGUUCAUGGGUUGUGA
Armigeres subalbatus is the source of this 1236-nucleotide messenger RNA. Its product is annotated as guanine nucleotide-binding protein G(f) subunit alpha-like. The transcript is spliced from 4 exons. Gene Ontology annotation, molecular function: G-protein beta/gamma-subunit complex binding; G protein-coupled receptor binding; guanyl nucleotide binding. Gene Ontology annotation, cellular component: heterotrimeric G-protein complex. The coding region runs from base 1 to 1236 and encodes 411 amino acids. Lineage: Eukaryota; Metazoa; Arthropoda; Insecta; Diptera; Culicidae. Gene Ontology annotation, biological process: adenylate cyclase-activating dopamine receptor signaling pathway; sensory perception of chemical stimulus. The record is from RefSeq and is a predicted model, not a curated record.